AUGUCAAAGACGAAGGCAGCCACUCCCGAAGCUCACGAUGCCGAGGCGGCCGAGGCGCCCGUGUGUGAUGAAGUGGCGUCUCACCCCCGUGACCUUGCGACCAUCGAGGCCAGAGUCAGACGAAAGCUUGAUACACACGUGUUACUGCUCCUGUGUUUUCUGUUCUUGUUGGCUUUCUUGGAUCGAUCAAACAUCGGCAAUGCUCGGAUUGCCGGCAUGGAGCAUGACCUCGACUUGAGCAGCGAUCAGUAUGAAUGGCUUCUCACCAUCUUCUACAUCGCCUACAUUCUCUUCGAGCCGCUCAUCAUCGUCUUCAAGGUUCUACCCACACGCAUAUGGAUCGCAAUACUCGUGCUCGGCUGGGGCAUUGCCGCCACGACCCAAUCUGCUACCCAAUCUUGGGGGGGCAUGAUGGCAUGUCGCUUCUUCUUGGCCGCAUUUGAGGCCGGAUAUGGCCCCGGCGCCAUCUACCUGUUGUCAUUCUUUUACCUGCGCAAUGAGCUUGGCCUUCGCAUCGGCAUUUUUUUCGCUAGUGCCCCGUUGGCAACGUGCUUUGCGGGUGCUUUGGCUUACGCGAUCACCUCAGGGCACGCCAGGAUAGCUAAUUGGCGUCUCUUGUUUCUGGUUGAAGGUGCGCCCGUCUUGGCCAUGGCAGUCGUGACGUAUUUCGCCAUGCCAAACAGCGCCCACCAAGCGUGGUUCUUGAAUCAAGACGAAAGAAGCGUCGCUUUGGCACGCCAAGUAAAGCAAGUAGGAAAGGGGACCCGGGUAGGGUUCUUGAAGUGGCGGGAAACCCUUUCCGUUCUCCUGGAUGCAAAGGCGUGGCUGACCGCUCUCAUGUAUUUCUCAUGCAAUGUUUCCUACUCAUCUCUGCCGGUUUUCCUGCCGACCAUCCUCAGAGACAUGGGUUUCUCUGGCUUGGCUGCACAGGGCCUCUCUGCACCGCCCUACUUUGCUUCUUUUCUCGUGACAAUUGCGACGACUUAUAUUGCAGAUCGUACUCAACAACGAGGGCUUGUGGUCAUCGGAAUGGCGUUAUUAGGUGGCGCGGGAUACGUCAUGCUCGCGGCAGCAUCGACUACUGCUGUUCGGUACGCCGGUGUCUACCUCGCUGCGGCAGGGGUAUUCCCAACCAUAGCUAAUAUUCUGCCAUGGGUCGUGAAUAAUCAAGGUAGUGACGAACGAAGAGGAGCUGGUGUGGUUAUAAUCAAUCUUGUCGGGCAGUGUGGUCCGCUUCUGGGCACCAGGGUAUAUCCUCAAGAUGAGCGGCCAAACUACGUCAAAGGUCACGGUAUCUGCGCUGCAUUCAUGUUAUUUGUUGCUGUUCUUGCCGUUAUUCUGAGGACACUGUUAGUUUGGGAAAACAAACGCCUCGCUGAAAAGUACGAGAAUGAUGUGGUCGCAGACGAAACCCACGACGAAGGCGUCGAAAACUAUGGACCCAAAUUUAGAUAUGUUCUUUAG
This is a messenger RNA of Metarhizium acridum CQMa 102, 1464 nucleotides long. RefSeq lists its product as uncharacterized. Gene Ontology annotation, cellular component: membrane. Gene Ontology annotation, molecular function: transmembrane transporter activity. The record is from RefSeq and is a predicted model, not a curated record. Lineage: Eukaryota; Fungi; Ascomycota; Sordariomycetes; Hypocreales; Clavicipitaceae. Gene Ontology annotation, biological process: transmembrane transport.